Messenger RNA from Cyanidioschyzon merolae strain 10D, 1275 nucleotides. Its product is annotated as actin-like protein. Lineage: Eukaryota; Rhodophyta; Bangiophyceae; Cyanidiales; Cyanidiaceae. The record is from RefSeq and is a predicted model, not a curated record. Bases 1 to 1275 code for a protein of 424 amino acids. The transcript has a single exon.
AUGCGCACGAUCGCUCCAAAGCCGAAACGACGAUGUGCGUACUCGCGUUUCUCCUUCGAAACCGGCUGGGACUUGCAUGUGCGCUCCCAAUCGCUUGAGCGGCAUCAUCCCCAGCAUAUGAUAAGCGACAAACCCGCAGCAGUGGUAGACUUUGGUACAGGCUAUGUGAAAGCUGGCUUCGCAGGCGACACGAAGCCUCGGGUUGUCCUCCCGAACUGUGUCGGACGUCCGUUCGCAAAGGCCGCAGCCGAGCCUUUUGUUGCCCGGAGCGGCGGCAGUGCGCUCGUCGUUGGAGACCAGGCGCUCAAUAAGCGAGCGACAGGCCUCGCCCUCACAUACCCGCUGCAGAAUGGAAUCGUCCAGGACUGGGAAGCCGCAGAAGCCGUAUGGUCGCAUCUCUUCAGCGUGGAACUUGGGAUAGACCCGCAACAGCACCCGGUGCUCUGUACCGAGGCUCCACUCAACCCGCGACGCAAUCGAGAACAACUCGCAACACUUGUCUUUGAAGCGUUUGGUGUACCUGCUUUCUUCAUGGUCGUUCAGGCGGUGCUCGCGCUUUACGCAACCGGUCGAACCACGGGUGCUGUGUUGGACCUCGGCGACGGGGUCACCCAUGUCGUUCCGGUUUACGACGGAUACUGUCUACCACACGCGGUGCGGCGUUUGAACCUCGCCGGACGCGACCUAACAGACUUGGCAGCAAAGCUUCUCAAUAGCGAGUGCGGUUUAUCGACGCAUAGUCGACCUUCUGUGGUGCGAGAGAUCGCACGACAAGUCAAAGAGCAGCAUUGUUAUGUUGCUCCCGAUUGGGAAGCCGAGAACCACCGCUUUCAGCAGGAUCCAGACGCAUUUCUCCGUCGCUAUCUCCUUCCUGAUGGGCAAGAGUUAGCGUUCAAAGAGUUGAGGUUUACGGUUCCGGAGUGUUUGUUUCAGCCGGCGCUCAUGGGUAUGGAUGCGCCUGGCAUUCACGAGCUGCUCUUGGACGCCAUCCAGAAAUGCGACGUCGAUCUGCGACGCAGCCUCUACGGCGGUAUUGUGCUGAGUGGUGGUUCCAGCCUGUUUCCCGGCUUACCGGAGCGCCUCCACGCUGAGCUUGCAAAGCAGAUUCCCGGCGCUGGGGUCCAAACCAAGAUCGUAGCAGGGCCUGAUCGCCGGUUUGCGGUGUUUCAGGGUGGUGCAGUGCUUGCCGGACUCGAUACUUUCGAGCAGAUGUGGAUUACACGUGCCGAAUACGAUGAAUUCGGGCCGCAGAUUGUUCAUCGAAAAUGCCUGUAG